Molecule: messenger RNA, 1728 nt
Organism: Leguminivora glycinivorella
Lineage: Eukaryota; Metazoa; Arthropoda; Insecta; Lepidoptera; Tortricidae
Gene: Torsin
Product: torsin-1B
Exons: 7
Coding region: 248-1303 (351 amino acids)
Biological process (GO): cellular response to misfolded protein
Molecular function (GO): ATP binding; ATP hydrolysis activity
Source: RefSeq, a predicted model, not a curated record
AUGCUGUCAUAGUACAUAUUGUUCUUAGCACGCACGAUAUCGUAAUUUUAUUUUUAUUUGAUUUUAUUCAAAGUCCACUGGUACCUGUAACAUAUUGGAAGCUCCAACAACUACCUGUGGUCUUUGUAAUAAUCAAAUUUGAGGGAACUAAAUAUGAAAUAGUUAAGAAAAACAAUAAGCUGCAUACUUGGGGAAAUCAACUACUUGCUCCUUAUUAAGAAAUUGAGCAGAUUAAGGACUAGUCAAAAUGAAAUACUGUAGUCUACUUCUAAUAUUGAUCAUAACUUGUGGUCUGCUAGAAUGUAUGGUUGCAGAGCUUAUCACUAUGUCCUUGAUGGGUGCAGCUUUUAUAACAGGUGGUUGGUACAAAUGGGAUACAAUAAAAGAGAACUCAUAUUGUCGGUUCAUGGAAUGCUGUAAUGCAAAAUAUGUCCCAUAUGACAUUGAGAAGUUAAAGUCAUCACUAUCCAAGUAUAUGUUUGGACAGCCUUUAGUGAAUGAGCUAGGCAGUAUCAUAAGUGCACACAAAGAAGCAGUGCUCAACAACAGCAACCGGAAGGCGCUAGUGAUCAGUCUUCACGGUUGGUCAGGGGUGGGCAAGAACUAUGCCUCUAAUAUGAUUGCUGAGGCUCUAUACAAGAAGGGCACUAAAAGCCAGUAUGUCAAGUUGUUCAUGGGAGACAAAGACUUUAAUUGUGAGGAUUUGGACAAGAAGAAGAAGGAAGUAAUGUCCGAAGUGUUCAGGGUUGUGAAGAGCUGUCCCACAUCUCUAAUAAUAUUUGAUGAAAUACAUGACAUGUGUCCCAGCAUUCUUGACACUGUGAAGCCAUUCCUAGAUCACCAUCAGUCUGUAGAUGGGGUUGACUUUAGAAACAGCAUAUUCAUAUUCAUCUCUAAUAUUGGAGGAGGUCAGAUAGCCUCCACUCUUCUGGAUCUCUAUGGACAGGGAGUGAAGAGGAGUGAUGUAGAGUUCCACAUGUUUGAACCUAUCAUUCGUAAAACGGCAUAUUUUACAGGUGGCUUCAAGCAAUCGUCGACGAUCGCGAACCACCUGAUAGACCACUACAUCCCGUUCCUGCCGCUGGAGCAGCAGCACGUGGAGCAGUGCGCGCUGGCCGAGCUGCGCGCGCACGGCGUCGCCGACCCCACGGACCAGAUGAUGGCAGAUGCCAUGUCGGUAAUAACGUACGGGCCGAGCGAGGCGCAGCCAAUUUUCGCGAACAACGGCUGCAAGAGGUUCACGAAGCACAUUCCCUACGUAGUACAGAAGCACAAACCGAAGAAGGAAAACAGUGAACUAUAAAUAGGCAAAAUAAGUUUCAAUUGUGACAAUUUAAGAAAUCGUGUUCACUUUUAUUCCAAGAUUCGAACUUGUGUUUGAGCUUGUGAGCCAUUGUACCUACCAGCCGGGCUAGGACAUGAUUGGCGCGACAGUAUUGCGCCUGCGAGGUACCUAGACUACAAGUACCUCUUUAAUUAAUACAGUUAAAAAGUGGGAUAGAUCUAGCGGGCGAGAUACUGUGGCACCCUUCCCGUGGUAAUCAUAUAUUUAAAUAGGGAGAUGUCGCCAAUCGAUGACAUGAGAGUUGCCCGCCGAACCUGGUUACAGGUCAAAGUUAUCAUUUUACACAUUAAAAGAACAGUCUAGGAGCCCGGCAGUUUAGUUCGGCUUUUAUGCCAUUAAAUUAUAAGAAUACCAUACCAUCCCAUACAUUAAAAUGCGACCGC